AUGGCUGGAGUCUUCCGCGUGCAUCUUGGCUCUCUUGAUGUUAACAACAUGAGAGAAGAUGGUACCGCACCGCUGCUGUUCGCAGAAUUAGAGAUGCGUGAGAGAGGGGAUGUAUAUUACGAAACCGAUAGACAUGAGGAGCGUAUGGCUUUAUCUACAGAAUUAUUAUCUAAACUGUAUUAUGGAACUGCUAGUGUAGUAAAUGAGAUGGAGAAGGGAUGUAUCCUUUCAGAUGGUAAUGAUAGGACUAUAAUGAUAUGGGAUAAAAAGAAACAAGUAUAUUCAAUAGAAAAAGUAAAACAAAACUAUUUUUAUUACGGUACUCCUUCUCAUCUUUAUUUAGAAGGAGGUGGUCGUCUUUUCCUUCUUCAUCCUGUUGAGAAUGGGGAGUAUCUUCUCGCUGUUACGAUUCCACAAUCGCUUUGGCGAUGGAUGGGUGAAGUUAGUUUACAGAUUCUAUUAGCAACAGCAAUUCGUGGUUACGAGAUUGAUUGUAAUGUUGCAGCUGUUAUCUCUGUUCCUACAUAUUAUUCACUUCAUGAUCGUAUUUCAGAAAAUGCAAAAGCUGUAGAAAUGGCUGUACGAGAAAGAAUGAAACAAUUAAUAGAAUUUGUUUCAUUUCUAGAUCAAUGUGGACAUUCUGAAAAUGCCUCAUCAGAGACAUUACUGAAGGAAGGACAAGAAACUGUUCUUACUUUACAAAGAAUGUGUAGUGAACGUCCAUCCUCUCUUCGAGUUCAUAGUCGUCUAUCAAGUACAUUAGAACAACUCUUAUGGUCCGCUACAAGUUAUUCAGAUUAUAUUUCUUUAAAUGGGGCUUUCCCAACAGGUGGUAUGUGUGAAGGUUUUAAACGUCUUGUAGUCACAGCCGCAGCGGUGUGGUAUCAGGGUGAACCACUUUAUUCGAAUGCCUCUAUAGAAGUUUAUGAAUCUAAUCUUUUACCAGCUGUUAUUUCCACCUAUGGAGAGAAAUGUUUAACAAGGCGUCAUCAUAGUAAUAUAAUGGAAGAUUCCAUAAUGAUUAAAUGUUUAGCCAUGUACUCAGAAACGAAAAGAGGUAGUGCUUGUACAGCAGGUUACUUCAAGCAAGAAGAAAAACAACAACAAAAACAACAACAAAAUGAAAACUCAUCUGCUGUUUGUGUGACUUUUCUUUCUUCAGGUGGAUGGGCUAUUGUAUUGCGUUUAGAAACAGCAUUAAAUGUAUUUACAGGUGCCUCAAUGCCGAAAAUUAUAUCUGGUGUAAGAAAUAUGAUUUCCAUGACACUUGAAACUCCAAAAUUUACUACAUUAGUUCAACAGAUAAUAUCAGGAAAUAUGUUUUCUCUUUAUUCUAAAGCUACACUUACACAACCUACAAUUUCCUUUAUGCAAGUAGUUCGACAUUUUGGUAUAUUUUCACGUUAUUUUACUACUUCUAACUGUAUAUCAAGAGGACCACGAGAUGUUUGUCUCUAUCGUUAUGAACGGAAUACAAAAGAUACAAAUCAUCUCUCAAAACGAGGAUCAUGGCCAGUGAAUAUGCAUAAUGCGGUGGUAACUCUCUUGGAAAUGAUUACUUUAGGCUUUCGAUAUAAAUCUUCUAUUGGUCAAAGUGGUAUUCAUAGUUCCUCACCUUUUUCGUUACUACGUGGUCAAGGUGUAGUUGGUGUACUUUUAGCGGUUCCUGUGUACGGUACAGUUCCUAAGAUUUUAUAUUUUUUAGCAGAGAUAGACCAGUCGGGUGCCCCUGCAGCGACAGAACUUCGUGCUUUUGCAGCAUGGAUAUUAUCGAAGGUUGUAUAG
Messenger RNA from Trypanosoma theileri, 1785 nucleotides. RefSeq names its product kinesin. The transcript has a single exon. NCBI's taxonomy places the organism in Eukaryota, Euglenozoa, Kinetoplastea, Trypanosomatida, Trypanosomatidae. The coding region runs from base 1 to 1785 and encodes 594 amino acids. The record is from RefSeq and is a predicted model, not a curated record.